Molecule: messenger RNA, 552 nt
Organism: Hevea brasiliensis (rubber tree)
Lineage: Eukaryota; Viridiplantae; Streptophyta; Magnoliopsida; Malpighiales; Euphorbiaceae
Product: extensin-like
Exons: 1
Coding region: 1-552 (183 amino acids)
Source: RefSeq, a predicted model, not a curated record
AUGUACAAGAGUCCAGAGCCUUCCCCGGCUCCAUACAACCCAUUCUCCUUUGCAAAAAAUCAAAAUCCUUUCAUGGCUACUCCAACCCCUACUUAUUUCCCGUUCAUGACCCCUGAACCUACUCCAGUCUACAACCCUUCACCACUCUUUUAUCGACCACCAUAUUUAUUUCUUGAGCCAACUCACUCAUCCUCUGAUGAAUCCCUUCCCAGAGACCCCUCAAAAGGUAAAGCUCCUAUGAAACCAGAACCUCCACCUCAACAAAUGGUAAGCUGUUCUGUUAUUCAAUCAGUCGCUCCACAAGCUCCUUCUUUUGAUGAAUCAGAAUUCGAAGAAUCUUUGUCUACUAUUGAUUCAGAAAGUGAGUCCCAAGUUACAGAUAUCACUGCUUUAUUAAUGGCUGAUCCUCUAAGACUAGAAAGUUCCCAUAUUGGACAAACGGAAACAAUAGAGCUACCACCUCCACAACCUACACCUUUUGAUCCUCAUGUUCUGCAUCCUGAAGAAGAUGAACCAGAUGAACUAUCUUUUGCACCUCCUAAUACACAAUAG